AUGGUUUAUGAGUAUUUAAACGAUAGUAUUAAAAAAGAGAUUAUAGAAGAAGGACAAUGGGGGGAUAAACCGGAUGAAAAUAGUAAAUGCACUAUUACUAUAUUAGAUUAUGUUCCUCUUAAAGAUAUUAUUAACACGAUUACAACUAUUGGAGAUGCAGAUGGGGAUCUAUGGAGGUCUAUUCAAAAUUGUUUACUUACAAUGCACGUUGGAGAAAAAUCUAAAUUUGUUAUAAAAUGUUCCGACAAUGAUGUAUCUUUAGUCAUAAUACUUGUAGAUUUAGUUUUCGAUGGACAUAUCUAUGAAUGGCCCACAAAUAAAAAAGUCGAACUAGCUUUAUGUCACAAGGAAAAGGGAAAUGUACUGUUCAAACUGCAAAAUAGUAAAGAUGCUGCAUUUAGGUUUAUAAAAGGUUUAAAGAUUCUUCACUCGAUACCUAUUGAUGCUGAACAACCGCCAGAUACCAUUGAAGAUGUACCAAUAUCAAGAAUAAAUAAUAUUAAGGAAACGCUUUAUAAUAAUUUAUCCAGUUGUUAUUUUAGAAAUAAAAUGUGGGAAAAGGUUAUUCCUUUAGGCAAAAAGGUAUUAACGUAUGACCCUAACAAUGCGAAAUCUCUUUACAGACUUGGUGUUGCUUACGAAAACUGCAGGGACUUUGAAAGGUCAUUUGAUGCUUUAUCUAAACUGUUACAGUUAGAGCCUGAUAAUAAAGCUUGUUGUGAGCGUCUUUCCAUUGUUAAGGUUGAACUAAGAAAGGCUGAAAUUAGAGUUAAUGACAUGGUUAAGAAAAUGUUUCCUUUAAGCUAGAUUAGAUCUAAAUUAGGCUUUCUUAAUUAUUGAAGAUAUAUUUAAAAAUAAACGUGUUAUUAACAAAA
Diabrotica virgifera virgifera (western corn rootworm) is the source of this 875-nucleotide messenger RNA. RefSeq names its product tetratricopeptide repeat protein 9C-like. NCBI's taxonomy places the organism in Eukaryota, Metazoa, Arthropoda, Insecta, Coleoptera, Chrysomelidae. The record is from RefSeq and is a predicted model, not a curated record. The coding region runs from base 1 to 807 and encodes 268 amino acids. The transcript has a single exon. Gene Ontology annotation, molecular function: protein binding.